AUGAUAGUCGAGAAAUACCCAACAUGUGUUAAUCAUCAUCAUGAUUUAAUUAAACUGGAACAAGCAAUUCCCUCUUCAACAACAAUAUUAAAUACAAAAUCUGUCUCAACAAUCGACUUAUCAAAUAAUUUGCUUAAAACAUUGAUGGAACAUAAGGUAAAACAGUUACCUAUAUUUAGUGGAAAAGACAAUGAAAAUGUUAUCAAAUGGUUAAAUAACAUCACACAAAUAGGUAAGAUGGUGAAUUGUAGUGAUGAUGAGUUAUAUGUCGUGGCAAAAUUUAAACUAGAAGGUGAUGCUCAAAACUGGUAUCAAAAGAAUCAAGAUAAAAUAUGUGAUUGGAAAACGUUUAACCAAUUACUAUCACACAGAUUUCCGGCAAUAGCACCAUCCAAUGACCGAGAAAUAUUACGCCAAUUAGCCGGGCGUAAACAAGCAUGGAAUGAACCAAUUUCAAGAUUUUAUCGUGACAUAAUGAAUUUAUGUGAUAAAUACGGUUCCAGUAUGGCAGAUUCAUCACGAAUUGGCUAUUUACAAGAUGGAUUAAAACCGGAAUUGCAACAUUAUGCAUUAAACCAACAAAUAACAACACCAGAACAAUUUUUUAAUAUUACGCAACAACAUGAACAUAUUCAAGUCAGAUUAUCAAAAGUUCAGCUCAAUGACUUAGGAACAACCGCGACAAUACAAGAAACAUCGACUAGAAAAGGUAUCCAACAGUCAAAUACAACAUCAGUGGAUCGUUCACAACAACAACAGCAGUCAGCUCAUACCUCACCAUCAACAAACAAUCGUCCACAAAACUCAAAUAGUAAUAAUCAGCCAUAUAUUAAUUCCAAAACACGUCCACGAUAUCAUGAUCAACAACAACUUCAUCAUGCACCCAUCACAAGAAAAAGUUAUUAUUAUCAAUUAGCCAAUAAGACUAAUAUGCAUUUUAUUGGCGAAGUACAACUGAAGAUUAGAAUUAAAUAUAUAACCACCAGGGUUACGGCAUUGGUGGCGGAUUCACUAUGUACCGAUUUUAUUUUGGGUAAAGAUUGGAUACGACAAUACCAAGGUGAUGUAUUAGAAAGCAGUGAGGAGAUUAGAAUUAGAACUAGAUCUGGUCCAGUAUCAAUACCAUUUGAUGAAGAUACAGAAAAUGUUGCUUUUGAUAUUAAACUUCUUCAUCCAAUUAUAUUAGGUCCACGACAAGAAUGUGAGAUUGAAGCACAAGUUCCCAUUUCAACAGCUGACACAGUUAUAUUUCAUCCAAAACAACAACUUCAACAUAAUCCGGCAAUUUUGAUGCCACAUGCAUUACUAAAAAUUACAAAUUAUAUGACGAAAUUAACGGUGAUCAAUCUAAAUGACCAUCCAAGACACAUUCCACGGAAUACCAGAUUAGGUGUUAUUACCUAUGCUCCAUCUAGUGUGCAAUGUUUGGCAUUAACUUCAUCAUCACCAUCAAAAUGA
This is a messenger RNA of Didymodactylos carnosus, 1458 nucleotides long. The record is from the annotation of a GenBank genome assembly. NCBI's taxonomy places the organism in Eukaryota, Metazoa, Rotifera, Eurotatoria, Philodinida, Philodinidae.